GUCUAACGCUUACCUGAGUCACCCAGUCGCCCCUAGACAGGUAAUUUUUAUUCACCAAAUGGUUCUUUAUUCUUGUUUUAAAGAAAGCCAAAGAGAGAGAAUGCCCUCUGCCUAGAAUUAACCACCUAUGAAUAAUAGUUUUCAUUGUUUAGGGUUUUGCAGUUUGUGGAAUAUUUUUUUUACCUGCCAUUUUUUCAUCCCACAAAUACUGCGUACCUUUUACAUCCCUGUUUUAUAGAUGAGAGAACCAAGGAACACAUUAACUAAAUGCUUAAAAUCACAAGCAGAUUAUUGACAGGACUAAUUAAAAUUAGGUUCCCAGACUGCUAGUCCUGUCCAAUAUAUUAACAUGACCCCAAGUCAACUUUGUAUAUACAUCAUGGUAUAUAAUGUAUUUCUUAGAAGAUCUACCCACAGUCCGCUAGGUUUGUUUACCUUAAUAAUAUUGCUCUAUUUUGUUACCUAUCGUAACUUCUUUUUAAGGGCAUUUUCAGUGCCUGGGGAAAUGUAUACGUGCUCUGAAGUGCAGCCAGGUGUAUACAUGUGCAGGUGCACAGGGAACAUGCACCCUCAGCCUUCCUAUUUAGUCUGAGCAGGAAGGAAUUGAAACUUGAUGCCUGUGCCCAGAGCACAUUCUCUAACAUUCUGGCGUGGUUGUGUGAUUCUAAAAAUGAUGUUCACACCCGGGCAGGUGACCUAAACAGUCCGCGGCCUCUGCGUCACAGGACAUUACAGCUGUGAAGUCUUACAUAACUCUUGGCAUUGAGGUUCAAAAAUGGAUCACUUUGCUCACAUAGUCUUCACGGACCUGUCCAAGUGGUUUAUAUUCGCCUACUGGCUCUAGCUCUACUCAUGAGACAUGCGCAUGGAAUGUUCCUGCUGUUCUUCAGCCCCCUUGUUUACAGGCAUUCCAGCCUCCUUGCUGUAUACCCAGAGGCUCCCAAAGCCGCAGCUGUCAGGAUUCUAAUCCCUUCCACAAGGACUCGCUGCCAGUGUAUACAGUAGCAAAGUGCGUGCUUCUGGGCUCGCCUUUCAUGCAUCCUCAGUGGUCUCUCCAGCAAAACAAAAGUUGUGGAUGAUACUUUUUAAACUUCUAGAAACUCAGCCCACCUGUUUAGUUUUCAAGAAAUGAUCAAGAAAACGUCAAUAUAUAGCCAUCCAUUAGUUCAUCACUUAAUGGAUUCAGGAACUCAAAAAGAGAAGAGAGAUGAUGACAGCAAGAAAGUGGUUGCAGAGAUCAUGGCAAGAUGUUUUGUUCCAAGUUUAAUAACAACCACCUCCUGGGAGGGAUUUCAUUUUGUUGGUCAUGAGAUUCGAAUUACUGAAGCCAUGGAUUCUUACGGUGCUGUCGUUUGGCCAUCGGCCCUUGUUCUAUGCUAUUUUCUGGAAACAAAUGUAAAGCACUAUAAUAUGGUUGACAAAAAUGUGAUUGAAAUUGGAGCUGGAACAGGGCUGGUCUCCAUCGUGGCAAGUUUACUUGGUGCACAUGUGACUGCCACAGAUUUACCUGAAUUACUUGGAAACCUGCAAUAUAAUAUUUCCCGAAACACCAAAAUGAAAUGUAAGCAUUUGCCUCAGGUUAAAGAACUCUCCUGGGGUGUAGCUUUAGAUGAGAACUUCCCCAGAUCUUCCAACAAUUUUGACUACAUCCUGGCAGCUGAUGUUGUCUACGCUCAUCCUUUCCUGGAAGAACUCCUCAUUACCUUUGACCAUCUGUGCAAAGAAACUACCGUCAUCCUCUGGGUCAUGAAAUUCAGGUUGGAGAAAGAAAAUAAAUUUGUAGAUAGAUUUAAGGAGUUAUUUGACCUGGAGGAGAUUUCCAGUUUCCCCAGCCUGAAUAUUAAGUUGUAUAAAGCUGUGAAGAAAAGCCGGAGGAGUGCAAGGAAGGGAAAGGUGGUUUCCAGAAGAGUGUUCCUUUAAAGAAGACCCUGGAUGAUCUGAUGUAGCAGUGACUUUCCCAAGUCACUUGCCUCAUACACUUGCCUCACCCCAGACAGGAAUUUUCCCACAUAUAACACCUGAGUCUAGAAGAUGGCUAAGCCAUACCGUGUGGUCAUUGGUUAGGACACAGUCGACUUUUCUUAUCCCUCAAUAGCACCAUUUAUUAUUAUUAUCAUUUUAUUAAAUGGUACUAUUGUUUUUAAUGUGUAAUUGUAGGAUAAUUUUUAAUAUCUCUAAAAUGAACAUUGCUAUUGCUUUAGACAUGAGCUUAUCUGAUUCUUUAGAAAUAAAGAAAUGGAUUACAAUGGGAUCUGCAAGUAAAUCUGAAAAGGCAGAUACAUAAUAUAAUGGUAACUAGGAGAUUAAUUUUGUGGUUUUCCUUAGUGCCACCUUAUAGGUGGUCGAUGGUCUCUCCUUGGCAGGGUAGGCCUCGAGCACAGCCUCUGAAAUCAAUCAUGCAUGUGGAGCUGAGGUUACAGGCAAGGACAUUUCAUUCUAGUAAAUGAAAAAUGACUGGAGGCCAGCAUUAACACAGUUGAGAUUUUGGAGAAGUAAUUGUUUAAUUUUCAAGCCAUGUACAGUUAUGUUGUAUCACAGAGAGAGAAAUAAAUAUAAAAACUUUGGGUUGAAAAUACACAUGAAAAGAUUUGGGCUCCUAAACUCAAAUCACCAGAUACAGGGCUGGUUUUAAAGUUUAAAGCUUUUCUGAUGCACAUAUAUAGACCUGGAUACCUGAAAUCCUACAUGAUUUUCUUCACACAGACCUUAGAGAUUAGAACAAAGACCGAUGUAAUUAAAGUCAGUGCAAGGAGGGUAAAAAACGAGGAUUCUGUACCAGUGGUUCAGACUCCAUUGGUUGGUGGUUAUCACUUUUGUGAUGUUCCUCAGGCUGGUACUUCUUCUCCUAAGCCCAGCCCUGUGCUUUGCUGGAAGUUGUCAGCCACUCAGGGUCCAGCAGAGCUGACAGAAGGACUUCCUAGGAUCCUGAUGUGUAAGAAGGAGGCUGAUGUACUCCCAAUGGGUUUUUGGCUGUGCAGCCCACAGGGCUGUCUCCCAGAGACUCCUGACAUUUAUGUGGUCUUUUCUGGUUUUCACAGUCCAUUACUACAUAAAGUUGUGUGAUCCUCACAACUUUUCUAGGAAGUCUAGGGACUAUCAUUAUCCCUGCCUCACAUGCAGCCUUGCCGGGGCUGUGAGGGUGGUCACCUGCCCCAAGCACACAGCUCCAGAGGGUGGGCCUCAGACCCAGCUUGUCUGAGAAGAGGGCCUGUGUUCUUUAAGUUUAUUUAUUUAUUUUGAGACAGAGAGUGAGAGUGA
Lynx canadensis (Canada lynx) is the source of this 3258-nucleotide messenger RNA. RefSeq names its product putative methyltransferase-like protein 21E pseudogene. The record is from RefSeq and is a predicted model, not a curated record. Bases 1129 to 1920 code for a protein of 263 amino acids. Gene Ontology annotation, cellular component: cytoplasm; cytosol. Gene Ontology annotation, biological process: peptidyl-lysine methylation. NCBI's taxonomy places the organism in Eukaryota, Metazoa, Chordata, Mammalia, Carnivora, Felidae. The transcript has 5 exons. Gene Ontology annotation, molecular function: protein-lysine N-methyltransferase activity.